AUGCCAGCAAUAAAAUUCCGCAAAAAUUUCCUUUUUAAUAAAAUUCAAUUUCAGACAAAAAUACUCGUUGAAAAUUCUGACCGUUUAUUUCAAGUCUGGCCUUCAAUCCGUGACUAUCUUCAAUGUCUAUUCAACAAUUUUAAUCAAAACCAGCAAAUAAUUGAACGUUUAAUUAUUUCAUUAUUUCGAAUUACUUGCCACAAUUUUUGUUUUCCACAAAAAAAUUUAAUUAAAAUUCCAUCACAAACAGAAAUUGAUCUAUUCAUUGACGAUGUUAUUCAAUUUAUUAGCCAAAAAAUUUUGGAAUUGAACCCUAUUUAUAUUUUAAUGUUUUCUCAACAAAUUAUGGAUGGAGUGCAGAAGCUAUUGAGGGAAAAUGGAGAAAAUGUGAAAAAUGAAGAAAAUUGGAAUAAAAUUUUUUCAGUUUUGGAGAGGAUUAAUUAUGUUUUAUUUAAGCAGUUUAGCUGUCCACAAAAUUUUCCUGUCGAAGUGGACCCAAUUACUAGAACUGAAGAGGCAAAAAUUAGAGCAAUUCAAUUUACUUGUAAAGUACUUUUGGGCAAUAUUACGCAAUUUUAUAGAUUAAAAUCGUUUCCCGAUUUGUUCCUACGCCUUUUUGAUUUAAUGGACCAAUUUUUGGAAGAAAAUGCUUGUAGUGAUUUGCUUGCGGAAGUUAUACAAGAAUCUUUGAAAAAUUGUAUUCUAGUUUGUGAAAAUUUUGGAGUUUUUCAAGGCCCAAUUGAAGGAUUAAAAGCAGAAGUAAGUGGGAGAUUGGAAGCGUUAACUGUUAAACAUUCAAAUUCUGCUAAUUCAAAAAUUGCCUUAUAA
Meloidogyne enterolobii is the source of this 828-nucleotide messenger RNA. The record is from the annotation of a GenBank genome assembly. NCBI's taxonomy places the organism in Eukaryota, Metazoa, Nematoda, Chromadorea, Rhabditida, Meloidogynidae.